Messenger RNA from Onychomys torridus (southern grasshopper mouse), 2575 nucleotides. It is a transcript of the gene Rhpn2, whose product is annotated as rhophilin Rho GTPase binding protein 2. Bases 61 to 2124 code for a protein of 687 amino acids. NCBI's taxonomy places the organism in Eukaryota, Metazoa, Chordata, Mammalia, Rodentia, Cricetidae. The record is from RefSeq and is a predicted model, not a curated record. Gene Ontology annotation, biological process: signal transduction; negative regulation of stress fiber assembly. Gene Ontology annotation, molecular function: protein binding. The transcript is spliced from 15 exons.
CUUCUGGGUCCCUUGGUGGCCACUGCACCUCAGUUCACCCUCGGCUCCCGCGCCGCCAGCAUGACCGACGCACUGUUACCCGCGGCCCCCCAGCCACUGGAGAAAGAGAGCGAUGACUACUUUCGGAAGGGCUGUAAUCCCCUUGCGCAAACUGGCCGGAGCAAGCUGCAGAAUCAAAGAGCAGCCCUGAACCAGCAGAUCCUGAAGGCUGUACGGAUGCGGACGGGAGCUGAGAACCUUCUGAAAGUGGCCACAAAUCAGAAGGUGCGGGAACAGGUCCGCCUGGAGCUGAGCUUUGUCAACUCAGACCUGCAGAUGCUGAAGGAGGAGCUGGAGGGACUCAACAUCUCUGUGGGAGUGUACCAGGGCACCGAGGAGGCCUUUACCAUCCCUCUGAUUCCUCUUGGCCUGAAGGAGACCAAAGAAGUUGACUUUUCAGUCGUCCUCAAGGAUUUUAUCUUGGAACAUUAUAGCGAAGACAGCUAUUUGUACGAAGAUGACAUUGCAGAUCUUAUGGACCUGAGGCAGGCUUGUCGAACACCCAGCAGGGAUGAGGCAGGGGUUGAGCUGCUCAUGUCCUACUUCAUCCAGCUGGGCUUUGUGGAGAGUAGGUUUUUCCCGGCCACCCGCCACAUGGGGCUCUUGUUUACCUGGUAUGACUCCCUCACUGGGGUUCCAGUCAGCCAGCAGAACCUGCUGCUGGAGAAGGCCAGCAUUCUUUUCAACAUCGGGGCACUCUACACCCAGAUUGGGACCCGCUGUAACCGGCAGACACAGGCUGGGCUGGAGAGCGCCGUGGAUGCCUUCCAGAGAGCUGCAGGGGUUUUAAACUACCUGAAAGAGACAUUCACUCAUACUCCAAGUUACGACAUGAGCCCUGCCAUGCUCAGUGUGCUGAUCAAAAUGAUGCUCGCCCAAGCCCAAGAAAGCGUGUUUGAGAAAGUCUGCCUUCCAGGGAUCCAGAAUGAGUUUUUUGUGCUGGUAAAAGUGGCUCAGGAGGCUGCCAAGGUGGCAGAAGCCUACCUGCAGCUGCAUACAGCCAUGAGCCAGGAACCGGUGAAAGAGAACGUGCCAUAUUCGUGGGCCAGUGUGGCCUACGUGAAGGCCCACCACUACAGGGCCCUGGCUCACUACUUUGCCGCCACCCUCCUCAUCGAUCACCAGCUAAAGCCGGGCGCAGAUGAGGACCAGCAGGAGAAGUGCCUGUCCCAGCUCUAUGACCACAUGCCAGAAGGGAUGACGCCGCUCGCCACGCUGAAAAAUGAUGGGCAGCGCAUGCAACUGGGUAAGGGACAUCUGCACCGGGCCAUUGGCUACCAUGAGGAGUCACUGAGGGAAGCCAACCUGUGCAAGAAGCUGCGUGACAUUCAGGUGCUCCGGGAUGUGCUGUCCGCUGCCCAUCAGCGCACUCAGCUCAAGUACACCCAGCACCGUGAGGAUGAUGAUCUUCUGAACUUGAUUGAUGCUCCAGAUGUCCUUUCAAAAACUGAGCGAGAGGUUGAAAUAAUCUCCCCCCAGUUCUCCAAAGUGACAGUCACAGAUUUCUUCCAGAAGCUGGGACCCCUGUCUGUGUUUUCGGCCAACAAGAGAUGGACACCUCCUCGAAGCAUCCACUUCACAGUGGAGGAAGGGGACUUGGGUUUCACCUUGCGAGGGAACUCCCCGGUCCAGGUGCACUUCCUGGAUCCUCAGUGUUCGGCUUCACUGGCAGGGGCCAAAGAAGGAGACUAUAUUGUAUCCAUUCAAGGCAUGGAUUGUAAGUGGCUGACAGUGGGUGAGGUUAUGAAGUUGCUGAGGAGCUUUGGUGGGGACGAAGUGGAGAUGAAGGUCGUGAGCCUCCUGGACUCCACAUCAUCCAUGCAGCAUAAUAAGUGCGCCACUUACUCUGUGGGAAUGCAGAAGACUUACUCCAUGAUCUGUCUGUCCAUGGAUGACGACGAUAAAAAUGGCAAAGCCAAGAAGAUCUCAAAGAAGCUCUCCUUUCUGAGCUGGGGCACCAGUAAGAACAGACAGAAGUCGGCCAGCACACUCUACCUCCCCGAGGUUGGCCUGGCAAGGCCUCACACCAAGAAGAAACUGCCGACACCCUUUAGCCUGCUCAACUCCGACAGCUCUCUGUACUGAAGGGGACGGAACAGUUCACUCCGCGGCCUACAAGGCUGUUAAACACCUGUGCCAUGAUGGAAAGCCCAUCUUCUCAGAUGUACACUUGUGUUUGAUGGGCUUAUGAAAGUGAGAGAAACCUCUAGACGUUGGUGGAAAACCCAGCUGCGCGGGGAUUUUCACACUACCGCGGCAGUUAUUUAUUGUAUAAGGUAGGGCAUAGAAGAGCCUGGAUGAUAUAUGGCUGUGUUUAAUGGCUAUGGUUAAUGACGUUCAGGCACUGUGAGUAAUGAAUUGGGGCCACCUACCUUGGAACAUUUUUGAGUGUGUAGAUUUGGGUAAUAGUGAUUUCUUAACCUCAAAUUCAAAUGACCCUUGAAUGGAGGCAGGUUAGAGGUGUUUACUGCAGCCAGGCUGCUUUGCAGAUCUCUGUGAGUUCAAGGCCAGUCUGGUCUAUAUAGUGAGUUCCAGG